This is a messenger RNA of Caenorhabditis elegans, 537 nucleotides long. RefSeq names its product DUF4440 domain-containing protein (gene T02D1.8). The coding region runs from base 44 to 421 and encodes 125 amino acids. The transcript is spliced from 5 exons. NCBI's taxonomy places the organism in Eukaryota, Metazoa, Nematoda, Chromadorea, Rhabditida, Rhabditidae. The record is from RefSeq and is marked reviewed.
UUCUCUCUGCGUGGAAAACAAGUAUUGAGCUUCAACUUGAAAAAUGUCAUUGACAAAUGAGCAAGCUGAGUCCAUUUUGGCUCCAUUGAUGAAAAAGUACCUCGACGCGUUGAACACUUCUAAUUGGAAACAAGUCGAGAACUUUUAUCAUGUUAAUUCGGUUAUGAUUGAGAAAGGAAAAAGUUGUAUGUUUGGUAAUCAAGCGAUAGUGGACAGUUUCAAAGGAAUGGGAGCCGAUUUUGGAAAGUACGAAGUUCAGAUCUCCAAUUCUCGCUACGAAGGAGUUGGUGAUUUUGUAAACAUUCACACCGAUUUUAGCUUUGUUACUGAAAAGCAAGGAACUCUAAGCGGAAAAUUUACGCAAAUCUGGAAGAAAGAAGACGGAAAGUACGCUAUUCUUCACGAUCAAUUUGAACUCUAGAUUCUGUAAAUGUUCUUUUUCAACGGUUAAUUAUAUGAAUUUUUGAACUUUUUAUUACAGUUUUGAAAAUAAAAUUAUUGGUUUGAGGGGACGAUCUAAAAUAAAUCAGUUUGAAU